This is a messenger RNA of Protopterus annectens (West African lungfish), 793 nucleotides long. Its product is annotated as limb region 1 protein homolog. Gene Ontology annotation, biological process: signal transduction. Lineage: Eukaryota; Metazoa; Chordata; Ceratodontiformes; Protopteridae. The transcript has a single exon. Gene Ontology annotation, molecular function: transmembrane signaling receptor activity. The record is from RefSeq and is a predicted model, not a curated record.
AAAGGAAACAUUGUUGGUUAUUGAUAUAGCGCGGUGUAAAUGAAUGUUGGUGGCUGUUAGCAAUUAUAGCAGGAAAAGUGCAAUAUGAAUGAUGGACCAGGACGAAGUUACAAUCAGGGAACAGAAUUUCCACAGUCAAGUUAGAGAAUACAUUAUCUGUUUUCUUCUGUUUGCUGUACUCUGCAUUGCUACUUACUUCGUCUUCUCCAGAUAUAAAAAGAAAGCAGAUGAUCAUGAAGAUGCUGUAGUCAAUCAGAUUUCGCUGUUCUUGAGCACCUUCACACUCGCUGUCUCAGCAGGGGCUGUGCUGCUUUUACCAUUUUCGAUUAUCAGCAAUGAAAUCCUUUUGUCCUUUCCCAAAAACUACUAUAUCCAGUGGCUAAACGGCUCUCUUAUCCAUGGGCUGUGAAACCUUGUUUCUCUCUUCUCAAAUCUCUGCUUGUUUGUGCUGAUGCCAUUUGCCUACUUCUUUCUGGAGUCUGAAGGUUUUGCUGGUUUAAAAAAGGGGAUUAAAGCCCGGAUCUUGGAAACUCUUGUUAUGCUAAUACUUCUGGGAUUACUGAUUUUGGGUAUAGUCUGGGUUGCUUCAGCCCUUAUUGACAAUGACACAACCAGUAUGGAAUCAUUGUAUGAUUUAUGGGAGUUCUAUCUUCCUUACUUAUAUUCCUGUAUUUCACUGAUGGGAGGUUUACUGUUGCUAUUAUGUUCACUGGUUGGUCUUUCUCGGAUGUUUACAGUGAUGGGGCAGCUACUAGUAAAACCCACGGUGACAAGUUUUGUUUCAGUGUUUUAG